Messenger RNA from Dentiscutata erythropus, 714 nucleotides. NCBI's taxonomy places the organism in Eukaryota, Fungi, Glomeromycota, Glomeromycetes, Diversisporales, Gigasporaceae. The record is from the annotation of a GenBank genome assembly.
AUGUGUUCAUUUUCUGGUUGUAGUGAGGAGGUUGAAAUUAUUGAAACGGGGCAUAGAAGGAGUUCUGAAUCAAGUACAUCAUCAGUAGUUAGAAGGAUGGAAAAAUAUAGUAUCCAAUCUCAAGAUUUGCCAGAAAUUAUAGAAGAAGAUAUGUCAGAUAUAGAUGAUAAUGGAGACGGUGAAGAUAAUUGUCCAAUAGACCAAAGCACUAUCUCUUCAGAAAAAGAAUCCCACAAAAGACCUAGUGAAGAUACCCCUGAAAAUAAAUUAUCUAAUAAGAAAGAGCUGAAAUCGCCAAGUUCUUCAACAAGUAGUACUACUUCUCAGGCUGAAUCUAUCACAAGCCCAAGUAAUUUUUCUGAUUUAUACAGUGCAAUUGUUAAGGCUGAAGAACGAAUUGAAAGUGUGAAUCAAGAAAUUAUUAUAUGCUAUUUUGCUUUUGGAAAAAAGCUUAAGGAAAGGUUAGCCAAGUAUAUGAAAGAUAAUAAAGAGCGUAGAUCUCAGAGAAAACUUUAUAAAGAAGUUGAAAAACAGCUCCCAUCUAACCUCUCGAAAAAUGCAAUUGAGAAAAGAAUAGAAAGAGCAAGGAAAAUUUAUGACCUUUUUAGUAGUAUAGGUGAGGAUAAAAUUCAACGGGUGAAAUCUUACUCAGCAUUGAGAAUUUCUAAAUUAAGUUGGGAUGAAAUUGAUGCUAUAGAAGAGGAGUUUGAAUAA